AUGCCUGCUUGGAGCUCUUCGAGUUCUUCGAGUUCAUCAGAAUCAUCAGACACAGACGAUUACAGUGUUGUGGUGGAGCACUGUCCGAGAGGGCGAUACGUAAGGUACAACAGUACCAUAGCCAAAGGUGCCACGGAAACAGUUUAUAAGGGGUUCGAUAAGCUUUCUGGUAAAGAAAUCGCUUGGUGUAAGACAACGGAGUUGACAGACGACGAAUUGAUUCACAAAUUAUAUACAUGUACUCUGUUACAGCAGUCACUAGACCAUGAGAAUGUAAUUAAAUGCUACAAAUGUUGGCGAGAUCGUUCAAGUGCUAAAAUCCUUAACAUCAUUACCGAGUCUUUUACCUCCGAUUUGAGAGAUUACAUCGACAAACAUACUCUUGUGCAUAUUAGUACUGCGAUCAAGAUUUGGUGUCGACAGAUUUUAAAUGCGUUGUAUUAUCUUCACAAUCGUACUAUACCGAUGAUUCAUCAUGAUGUCAAGAUUGACAACAUCUUUGUUAUUGGAGAGUUGGGCAUGGUUAAGCUUGGAUAUUUUGGUCACGCAUUUCCAUUUCGACGUGUGAGAAGGGGUACUUGCGAUGCUGGUAUAUCAGAAACUAUGGCACCUGAUGUUUUCGAGCAAGAUUAUACUGAGAAGAUUGAUGUAUACUCGCUUGGGAUGACUGUAUUACAGAUAGUGACUAAGGAAAAGCUGUACAGCGUAUGCAAUGAUAACACGGAAAUGGUUUGCGAAAUGAUUAAGAAUUGUAAACUACCUGCUGCGCUGAAUGAUGUCAGAGACUUAUAUAUUAGGAGAUUCAUUGAUAAGUGUAUAAGUCCUGUUUCUGAGAGACCCGCGACAAUUGAACUUCUGAAGGACGGAUUUCUUGCAAACGGGACGAUGUUCCUGAAAGAUUGA
Chenopodium quinoa (quinoa) is the source of this 903-nucleotide messenger RNA. RefSeq names its product probable serine/threonine-protein kinase WNK1. Gene Ontology annotation, molecular function: ATP binding; protein serine/threonine kinase activity. The coding region runs from base 1 to 903 and encodes 300 amino acids. The transcript has a single exon. The record is from RefSeq and is a predicted model, not a curated record. NCBI's taxonomy places the organism in Eukaryota, Viridiplantae, Streptophyta, Magnoliopsida, Caryophyllales, Amaranthaceae. Gene Ontology annotation, cellular component: cytoplasm. Gene Ontology annotation, biological process: intracellular signal transduction; protein phosphorylation.